Symbiodinium natans is the source of this 1578-nucleotide messenger RNA. NCBI's taxonomy places the organism in Eukaryota, Dinophyceae, Suessiales, Symbiodiniaceae. The record is from the annotation of a GenBank genome assembly.
AUGCACGUGCCUGUGGGACCUUCUUCUGGAGUACGGUCAUGCACAGAAGCAUGGCCUCGCAGCGGGAGAAGGAGUAUCAGGAUCGGUGUGUGCAUGUCUCAUUCCAGACGCGGAGGCUUCGAUGUGCUCAGCGAAGCUUGGGGAUGUCAGCUGGCUGUGGCAGCCUGCGCCUAUGUAUUUCGAGGCAGGCGGAAGCCGAAAGCUACAGCAUUUGCGCUGGCAAAUGACGUGCCUGCUGUGGACUUGGGUGGCUGCAGCUGGUUUCGCCAAGGUGAGGAUUCUCCACCACCUACAGAAAUGGUGGCUGCUGUCCGGCAAGCCUUGGCGUCGCAUGGGCUCUUCUCCGCCCGAGGUCAUGGAGUGCCCCUCCGUGUUGUGCAAAGAGUGCGUUCAGAAUCCAUGGCUUUCUUCGAUCAGCCCUUGGAGAUGAAGCAGUGCUGUGCUGUGCACAACAUGGAGAGGAACCGUGGCUAUGAGAUAUAUCCGCAUCACCAGAGGUUCUUGGAGCAGUGGCAGGGCGCAUCUGUGCCCCGAGACGCGCACGCGGAGCCGUCGGCCGUCCAAGGCGUCAUCUGUGAGCGAUUCUGCUGUGGGCCGCCGUCCAUUUGCGAGGUCAAGUCUGACAAGCUGGAAGCAAAGUCCACAGGGCUGGAUGCAUGGAAGCUGGACGAUUUCUACCGCUCUGAGUAUGGAGAGGUGUUCUUCCCUGAAAAUGUUUGGCCAUCAGAUUGUGAUGCACUAAAGCGUGCGAUGUUGGAAGCGUAUGAUGCGUUUGAGAGUUUCUCUGAAGCUGUUCUGCUGCUGCUUGCGGCAGCAUCUGGGGUUCAGCCAUCUUCACUACGAAGCCUCCUGUUCGACUCGCAGCGACGAGUGCGCCACUCCAGCAUGUUGCAGGUUUGCAACUACCCUUCCCUGCUUCCACGACGGCUGCGUCCUCCCGAAUUGUCCGUGUAUCAACUCAGGGCGAAGGCUCACCAGGAUUUUGGAGCCUUCACAGUCCUGGCCAGGUGUCCCGGCAGUGAUUCUGGUCGGGCGAAGUGUGGUCAGAGCGGUGCCCUCGAGGUACGACUACCGACCGGAGCGUGGGCAUGUGUGCCAGCAAGAGAAGAUGCUCUGACCGUCAUGCCCGGAACGUUGAUCGAAUACUUGACAGCAGGACGUUGUCGGGGAGUCAUGCACCGCGUCUCGAAUCCGCGUCCUGGGCUGGCAGCCGACUCUCGAAGGCUUUCGGUGACCUUUACAGCAGCCUCGCGGAUCCCUCCGUGCCUACCCUUGGAGACUUGUGGCGGGUGGGUUGGCAGGAGCGGCAGCGCCUUCUGGGAACAAUGUCUCGUGGCGAUGCGGUGCAGCAGUUCCGCAGACAUCGCCAGGAGCUUCGGCAGCGCCUACUCUUGCAAGGCGACUAGACGCGGAGAUUCGGCUUCGAGAGAAAUGGCCGGUCCAGUACCACCCUGGACCAGUCGACGCCCUGAUGAUCACGCAAGGUACUGCGGAGUCAACGCGCUCGUUGCGGAACUCGGACAACCUCCCAGCACGGACAAUCAGUUCUUGCCCCUGCCCAUUGCGUUCGCUAGAUGA